Molecule: messenger RNA, 1887 nt
Organism: Aspergillus clavatus NRRL 1
Lineage: Eukaryota; Fungi; Ascomycota; Eurotiomycetes; Eurotiales; Aspergillaceae
Gene: skn7
Product: putative stress response transcription factor SrrA/Skn7
Exons: 7
Coding region: 1-1887 (628 amino acids)
Biological process (GO): phosphorelay signal transduction system; regulation of DNA-templated transcription
Molecular function (GO): DNA-binding transcription factor activity; phosphorelay response regulator activity; sequence-specific DNA binding
Source: RefSeq, a predicted model, not a curated record
AUGGAGGGUGGCCAGACCACAACCACUGCCGCCCCCGCUGGCAACUCCAGUGAUUUUGUGCGAAAACUCUACAAAAUGCUGGAGGACCCUUCCUACGCCGAGAUUGUUCGUUGGGGAGACGAUGGGGAUAGUUUCGUGGUAUUGGAGUGCGAGAAAUUUACCAAGACCAUCCUUCCUAAGCAUUUCAAACACAGCAAUUUUGCGAGUUUUGUGCGUCAGCUGAACAAAUACGACUUUCACAAAGUCAGGCAAAAUAACGAGGAGAAUGGUCAAUCACCGUAUGGGCAGAAUGCAUGGGAAUUCAAACAUCCGGAAUUCAGGGCGAACAGCAAGGAAUCGUUAGAUAACAUUCGACGGAAGGCGCCGGCCCCUCGGAAACAGGCCCAAAACAAUGACGACUCAGUCCCAACCCAACAGAUCGACCUGCUCAAUCAGCAGAUUGUCGCGCAACAGCAACAGAUUCAGCACCUCUCAGAUCGAUACGCGCAGUUGACCGUUGACCAUCAGCUUAUGUUGCAGGAGCUGAUGAGAGUACAAAAGACGGUUUUGAACCAUGAGAACGUCAUUCAUCAAGUGAUGAAUUAUUUGCUAUCGGUCGAUGCUCGUCAAAGGCGGGAUGGUAAAGCGGCAGCGGCCUUCCCGGCCCAAGGGCAAGGCAGUUCGAAUGUGAAUCCGGGGCAGGCUGACGAUGUUUCGGCCUCUCCCUUGCAGCAUGCAUCCAAGUUAUUGAACAACAUGAACGCCGAGAUCCAAUUCAACCUGGCUGGUCUCGAAACGGUGGGAGAACCACCCAAGGCAGCGCAGGUUGUCCCAACAACCGCGCUGGAAGCUGCCCCUCGAAACGGAGUUGUGCGCCCGCCCACAGCAGCAGGCGCCAACCCGGCAAAUCUGGUCUACCCAAAGAUGAACGGCGAGAUCGAACCCGUCGUCUAUCCCGUUGGUGCUACCAAUGGAAUCGACCCCAUGUAUAGCGAGCAUGUCAACAAUGUGCCGUAUCCCAUGCCUCCGAAACAGGAAGUCGACGACGCCCGUCGACCGGUGCCUGACAAUCGGAAAAAGAGCACAAACGUUGAUCCCGGAUGGGUGCGCAGCCCGCACAUUCUUCUCGUGGAAGAUGAUGCAACAUGCCGGCAGAUUGGAGGGAAAUUCCUCUAUUCAUUCUCGUGUGUCAUCGACACCGCGUUUGAUGGCUUAGAAGCGGUGAAUAAAAUCCAGGACGGGUCGAAGUACGACCUCAUUCUCAUGGAUAUCAUUAUGCCGAAUUUGGACGGUGUUUCUGCCUGUCAUUUGAUCCGUCAAUUUGACCGGACUCCCAUCAUUGCUAUGACCUCUAAUAUCAGAAGUGACGAUAUUCAACUCUAUUUCCAGCAUGGCAUGGAUGACGUCCUCCCCAAACCCUUCACGCGGAAAAGCCUGCUCGAUAUGCUCGAAAAACAUCUAGUCCAUCUAAAAGCCAUCCCUCAAGGCAUGGAAUCUUCACAACCCACUGCAGCAGUCACGAUGGCUGCUCAGACCUCGGCCACUCAAUCCAUCAAAGAAGAUAGCUCUCCUGGCCAAUCGCCAGCUGCAUCCAUGAAUAAUUGGCAGUCACCCGGCCAAUUCCAAGGGAUGACCACGGUUCAUCCCAAUCUCCAACAAGUCCCAACUCAGUAUGUUCCUGCAACUGCGGCCCCAACCGCUUAUGCAGUCGAUCAAAAUGGCGUCCAAUACCCGGCUCCUCCAGUCGCAAUGAAUCCCGCGGCAGGGACAGCGCGACCACCUCACCGACGACAGAUAUCCGAAAUGUCCAGCGCGGCAGAGAGUUCGAAUUUUGCGAAACGACCGCGGAUGUACGCACAUCCGUCGCAACCGAUGAUCAAUCCCGUCCCGGCUACGCGCACUGGCUAA